UUACCCUGAGUUUCAGUGUGACCUCUACUGCAGUUGAAAAUACUUGGAAGCGGAGGUUGAAUCCAUUCAAUUUUCUGACGAUGUAGCCCCUCUUUAUACAUAUACAGGGACAGCUUUUGCAAGGAACACGUUCGUUUUGUGCACAACAAUCCCACGAAGGGCGGGGGUGGUCCUCGUCGCUCUGUUUCCGCGUAGGGGUGUUGUGUGUUGCUGGGGUAGAAUCCGGUUUAGCAGCACUGCAUCAACAUGGGUGUGAUUGGUGUGCAGCUGGUGGUUACCAUGGUAAUGGCCAGUGUAAUUCAGAAAAUUUUACCUCAUUAUUCCUUUUCAAGAUGGCUACUGUGCAGUGGCAGUCUGCGGUGGUAUCAGCCUCCUACGGAGGAUGAGUUGAGGAACUUGGCUGGGAAACAGAAAGGCCCGAAGAGGAAAGACAGAAAGUACAAUGGUCACACUGACAAUAAACCGCUGACGGUUCCAAAGGACAUAGACUUACAGCUGGAGACCAAGUGCAUCACAGAAGUUGACACUUUAGCGCUCUACUACUUCCCAGAGUUCCAGUGGCUGGUGGACUUUACUGUUGCAGCCAGUGCAGUCUAUGUGAUAACAGAGCUUUACUACAGUGUGGCUCAGCCCUCAGGAGAGAUGAACAUCAGUGUGGUCUGGUGCCUGCUUGUACUCGCCUUUGUUAUUAAGACACUUUACUCUCUAACUGCCUACUACUUCAGGCUGGAGGAGGGAGGCGCACGGUCACUCUGCAUUACUUUUGCUUUCUUCUUUUUCGUCAAAGCCAUGGCCAUCCUUAUCGUCACUGAAAACUACCUAGAGUUUGGUCUGGAGACAGGUUUCGCAAACUUUUCUGACAGCGCUCAACAGUUUCUGGACUACCAGGGCUUAGAGUCACAGGGCCCCAUAUCAAAACUGACAUUCAAGCUAAUUCUGGCGCUGCUCUGCUCUCUGAUUGGAACAUUUCUAACUUUCCCUGGCCUGAGACUGGCCCAGAUGCACCUAGACGCACUUAAUUUAACCACAUCUAAAUUUACACAAACUCUGCUUCAUAUCAACUUCCUGUCCCCCCUCAUCAUCCUCCUGUUGUGGGUGACACCGAUUACCAAGGACUAUAUAAUGAACCCUUCUCUGGGAAAGGACAGCGUUCCAUUGAUGACUGAGCAGACGUACGAUACUUUGAGGUUGUGGGUUAUUAUACUGAUGUGUAUGCUUCGGCUCGCCAUGAUGCGACAUCAGCUGCAGGCCUACCUCAACCUGGCUCAGAAAAGUGUGGACCAGAUGAAGAAGGAGGCAGGACGCAUCAGUAUUGUUGACCUGCAGAAGAUGGUUGCACAUGUGUUUUACUACUCGUGUGUAGUUGCGCUACAGUAUGUGGCACCACUGGUGAUGUUGCUUCACACAACUUUGCUGCUGAAAACUUUAGGUGGUCACUUCUGGUUAGUCUAUCCUCAAGAGGACCUGCCGUGCACCCACGACAUGAAGUCUGAUUCUUUGAUGGAAGCAGAACCAUUAGGACUCACCAGUCCAGCUUCAGUGGUAGAAACAGGAGCCCGGGCGCCGGUAGCCCAAAUCUCAAUGGCUCUCGGGGGUCUGAGGACAGUUUUCAGCCCCCUAUUGUUCCGGGGCCUCUUCUCCUUCUUCACUUGGUGGAUUGCGGGAUGUCUCUUCUCCACCUCCCUCUUUGGCCUCUUCUAUCAUCAGUAUCUAAUGGCAGCGUAACAUCAGCAACCCAAGAGGGGCAUCCGCUCCCCCACAGAGCUACUGUGGUCACCAAGAACUAAGUGGGGGAACUUUGCUUCUGCUCCAGAGCUCCACCCUUCCUCCUCCCUGUUUCUGACCACCUCUGAAUGACUGAUCAUAUCAUCAGAGCUCUCUGUUUCCUUUCAGGGCUUCCUCCACAGACGACUGUGAGCUUCUGUUAUUUCUACAAACGUGAUUUCUCUCAUUUGAGCGAGCAGAGGUUCAAAAUGUAAACCGGUUAAAUGAGAAGAGAGCUGUGUCAUGGCUUCAAAUACUCUGAAGUGUUAAAUCAGAGUUAAUUGUGUUUGCUGAAAUGUGGUGUGGCAGUUCCACUCAGUUCCCUUAGAAGUCAAGGACAGAAGCUUCGUUUAGGGUCAUUAAUCCCAAAGGACUACAUGCUCCGAGUCCAAUCCACCAAUAAUCUCUCACCUUUUCUAACUUAAAAUGAAACCGCGUCUUUAUAGUUCUGUUCAGCUCUUUGGUAAUCUGAUUCUGUUUCUGGAACUAAUGACUGAACACGUGCAGACACUGGCCUGAGAUUUAGGGGUAAUCGUGUUUUUGUUUUCUACCAGUGAUGCAUUUUAGAGAUGCUGCAUUUAAAAUAAAAAAUAAAACUAGGUAUUGGUUAUUUAAUAUCAUCUCAGCUGUUUAUUUUUUGUUACACAUUGAGGAAACCGAUGCCUACCAGACGUGAUGAGCCCUUCUUACUGAUGACAUCACAGUUUGUGUUUCAUAAACAGUCUUCUAGUAAAGGACCAGCAAGCCUGUUUUUGGGAGGGGAGUGUGUGUCAUUCUGCGGAUAUCCCUGCAGAUAAGAAGCACUAUAAGCUUAAAAAAUAAAGUUUUAUCGCAAAAAAUGAAAAGAAAUGGUACUUGCAGGGGAGCAAGAGGAAGCGACCUCUCACUGACUUGAAGUUAUUUAAAUCCAACUGAGCUCACCAUAGAGGACAAACUAGUUCAGAUUGUUGUUUAACCUUCGUUUUUGUAGUUGUACCUGAGCCGUUUUCCUAUUUGAAGAUGGAAGUUGUUGUUGAGCAGUGUCUGACUCAAAGGGAGAGCAGUUCUGUUGUAACCUGAAGGGCAUUGUUGUCAAAAACCAGAUAUCACCUUUUAUAUUCUGCAGCUGGUUGCAAUAUUUAGUUGUUUUUUUUUUUUAGAUUUGUUAGUUUGGAGUUUUAAAACGGUGCCAAGUCUCGACAAACUCAAGCCUGCUCUCGUGUUUGUUUUGUUUUGUGCUGAAGUGUGUGUUAAACUACAAAAACUGCUGCCUUGCGUUCAGUUUGGAGCACAGAAGGGACUAAAAUGUACGCACAAACAGUCAGCGGUCAGCGUGACUGUCUAGUUUCUUCUGGAAUUUAGGGUACAAGUUGCCUAAAUAAUUACAGAUGACAUCAUUUGUGCUUUUCUGUCACUCCUGUUGUGUAAAUCUGCUGAAAUGAUUUGUUUUCUGUACAAGCAAAGGCAGUCCCUCCACAUAUCAUCAUGAUUUUGAGUCUUAACUGUGGGGCAGAUGCACAUUAUGAAUGUAUUAAUCCUGCCUAGUUUCUAGAAUGUUUUUUACAUCGAUUCGUUUGUUUGUGUUAAUUUUAACCCCCACCCACACACUUCACCAACUCUUCUUUCUUCUUUAAUUUGUUUUUCGAUCGAAAUCAAAUUUGUCCUGUUGAUUACUUUUAUGUUUUGAUUUGUUUGACUAUUUAUUUUGUUGAGGCCUGUAAACAUUUCAGAUUUUAUUAACAAGCUUGAUUUUAUUGUUUAUGUGCCCAUGAUGGCUGAAAUCACUUUUUCUUUAAAUGUUUUUUGACAAAUCAGGUUCGGGUUAAAUUAACUUUAGAGUUUUGUUCUGAAUAGUUAAUAAAUUGUUGGUCUUAUUUUAGAGUUUAUUGGCCUAAACGGGCUUUAGAUAUUUUCAGUUUGUUACCACUGAAAGUGUUUAUUACUCAUCGUUGGAUUCACAAAGAAAAUGAAAAAUGUUCUUUCAUGUAUUUAUUUCUGCUUUAGGUUUUUUUCUCUCCUCUGUUUUAAUAAAUUAUGUUAUUUA
Molecule: messenger RNA, 3787 nt
Organism: Nothobranchius furzeri (turquoise killifish)
Lineage: Eukaryota; Metazoa; Chordata; Actinopteri; Cyprinodontiformes; Nothobranchiidae
Gene: tmem161b
Product: transmembrane protein 161B
Source: RefSeq, a predicted model, not a curated record